Daktulosphaira vitifoliae (grape phylloxera) is the source of this 681-nucleotide messenger RNA. Its product is annotated as ecdysteroid-regulated 16 kDa protein-like. Gene Ontology annotation, biological process: sterol transport. Lineage: Eukaryota; Metazoa; Arthropoda; Insecta; Hemiptera; Phylloxeridae. Bases 54 to 542 code for a protein of 162 amino acids. The record is from RefSeq and is a predicted model, not a curated record. The transcript has 4 exons. Gene Ontology annotation, molecular function: sterol binding.
AUCCAGUUUCCGGAUAAAAGUACUCUUUCAAUAUUAACAGUUGGUUUGCAAAUAUGAAAGGUAAUAUUUUUAUUUCUUUUUGUUCUCUGGUAAUAUUUCUAAUAGCGAUCGAAUGUUUGGCAACAUCCACAGUUUAUAAAUGUGAUACUAAUAACACUGAAUUAUUAGAAGGUGUAACAAUAGAAAACUGUACGACAUCACGAUGUCCUUUAAAACGUAAUUCAACCAUAAAAAUCGAAAUUAAAUUCAUAACAGAUUUUGAUGUAAAAGAUGUAAUCACUGAAGUAUAUGGUUUAUUAUUUAACAUACCAAUACCCUUGUUAGGGGUAGAUAGUAAAAGUGUGUGCAAUAAUAUUUUUUUGGAAAAUGGAGUAAAAACAACAUGUCCAUUAGCAAAAGGAAAUACUUAUGUAUAUAAGGAUGUUAUAAAUAUAUUGGAAGUAUACCCUAAGAUCAAAAUUGAUGUACAUUGGGGAUUGAAAGAUCCGGUUUCGAGGAGAGUCAUAAUUUGUUUGGAAUACCCAGCAAAAAUUAUAGAUUAGAUAAAUUAAUUUUCAUGUAUUUUUAAAAAAUAAUAUUUUUAAACAAUAGUCUAAUUUGCUACUGAACACUUGCAUUUGCACAAAAGUAUAAAUAUAAUAUCAAAAUAAAAAUACACUAUUCGAUAAUAAAAUAAAAAAA